Messenger RNA from Sceloporus undulatus (fence lizard), 2767 nucleotides. It is a transcript of the gene FOXD3, whose product is annotated as forkhead box D3. The transcript is spliced from 2 exons. Gene Ontology annotation, molecular function: RNA polymerase II cis-regulatory region sequence-specific DNA binding; DNA-binding transcription factor activity, RNA polymerase II-specific. Gene Ontology annotation, biological process: anatomical structure morphogenesis; regulation of transcription by RNA polymerase II; cell differentiation. Bases 237 to 1601 code for a protein of 454 amino acids. The record is from RefSeq and is a predicted model, not a curated record. Lineage: Eukaryota; Metazoa; Chordata; Lepidosauria; Squamata; Phrynosomatidae.
AAGGAAGGAAGGAAGGAAGGAAGGAAGGGGCUCUCCUCUGCCCUCCAGCCGGGCUACCUGUUGGAGAAGCGCCUGGGAAGGCGGGGGAGACUAGCUCCUCUCCCCGAAAGCCCCCUCCACCCUCCUCCUCCUCCUCCUCCUCCUCUCUUUGAACUUCACAACUCUUAUUGUUACUACUCCUACUCCUACUCCUACUGGGGUUCUUCCUGCCGGCCUCCUCCUUCCUGGGCGCUGGGAUGACCCUGUCGGGCAACCUGGGCGCCAGCGAGAUGUCCGGCCCGACGGUGCUGACGGCCGAGGAUGUGGACAUCGACGUGGUGGGCGAGGGCGACGACGCCUCCCUGGAUGAGAGGGACGCCGGGGGAGGAGGCGGAGAGCCCGACGCCCCCGCCAGCGCCAGCCCCGGGGCCCUGUCCGGCGUUGCGGCGGGGCUGCUACCCUCCCAGCUCUCCUGCCUGGACGAGGCCCCCGUGGAAGGGGAGAGGGCCGGCGGCGAGGAGGGCUCCGGGAUGGCGGCGGGCGCCCCGUCGGGGCCCGGCUCUGCCUCAGCCGCGGCGGCCUCGGCCUCGUCUUCCGUUGCUGCUGCUGCCUCCAGCGGCGGGAAGCCCAAGAGCAGCCUGGUGAAGCCGCCCUACUCCUACAUCGCCCUGAUCACCAUGGCCAUCCUGCAGAGCCCCCAGAAGAAGCUCACCCUGAGCGGCAUCUGCGAGUUCAUCAGCAACCGCUUCCCCUACUACCGGGAGAAGUUCCCCGCCUGGCAGAACUCCAUCCGCCACAACCUCUCGCUCAACGACUGCUUCGUCAAGAUCCCCCGGGAGCCCGGCAACCCGGGCAAGGGCAACUACUGGACCCUGGACCCGCAGUCCGAGGACAUGUUCGACAACGGCUCCUUCCUCCGCCGCAGGAAGCGCUUCAAGCGGCACCAGCAGGAGCAGCUCCGCGAGCAGACGGCGCUCAUGAUGCACAGCUUCGGCGCCUACAGCCUCGCCGCCGCCGCCGCUGCCGCCGCCUCGGCCGCCGGGGGCCCCUACGGAAGGGCCUAUGGGCUGCCCCACGGGGCCUACCCGCACCCGGCCGCCGCCCUCCAGUACCCCUACAUCCCCCCCGUCGGGCCCAUGCUCCCUCCGGCGGUGCCCCUGCUGCCCUCCAGCGAGCUCACCCGCAAAGCCUUCAACUCCCAGCUCAGCCCCAGCCUCCAGCUCCAGCUCAGCAGCCUCGGAGGCGGAGGCGGCGGAGGCGGUGGAGGGGGACCGGGCCCCGUCAAGGCCGAGCCCCCCGCCAACCGCCCUUCCUUCACCAUCGAGAACAUCAUCGGCGGCGUCGGGGUCGGAGGCACCGCUGCCAUCGCUGCCGCCGCAGCCGCAGCCGCCGCUGCCGCCUCGUCCAGUUCCUCCUCGGUGUCCAGCGGGCAGACUUUCCUGCGUCCCCCGCCGGUGACGGUGCAGUCGGGGCUGCUGGCCCACCCGCCCCUCUCGCUGGCCCGCAGCACGGCCGCCAUCGCCCCCAUCCUCAGCGUGCCCUCCAACAUGCUCUCCGGACAGUUCCUGCAGCCUGCCGCUGCCGCCGCCGCCGCGGGACAAGGCAAGUGGCCGGCCCAGUAGGCGCAGGGCCGCACCGUCCAGGCACACGCUCCCCCCUCCGCUCCAGGAAAGGAGCACCACGCUUCUUGGGCCCCAGAGACUCCGACGCCAAGCCGCCCGGCCGCUCGGCUCCAACCUUUGGCUCAAAGGUUUCCACCGGUCGCCAGCCCCCUUUUCUUGGGGCCAGGACGGAUCCCAAUGGACCGGGGUUUCGGGAUCCACUUUCCACUCUCCAAAUCCACUCUCAGCUCCACACACACACACACACAGAGCGCUUUACUUUGGUUUCUCCGACGGUCGCUCAUUUCCACCAGUCUCGAGCCCUCUCUUUCCUGGGGCUCUUCAAGGCCGGAUCCCACUGAAUCUAGGUUUCUGAAGCCCCAAAUCCACUCUCACGAUCUCUCCCCCACACAUGCACUUCGGCCUUCCCGACAGUCACCCAAAUGUUUCCACCAGUGGCCAGCCCCCUCUCUUUUGAGGGGCUCCAAAAAGAUCCAUAUCCCAAUAGAUAGUCCAAAAUCCACCCUCACAGACUCACCUACAAAGCCACCCACAAGCACAUACACCCACGCGGCCGCCUUUCGGCUUCUCCGACAGUCGCCCAUUUCCCCCAGUCGCUAGCCCUCUCCUUCUUGAGGCUUCUCAAGGAGGAUCCCGAAGGACUGGGGUCCCUGAAGCCCCAAAGCCACCCUCCCAGGCCCACCUACAUAUACAGACCCACAAGGGAUGCUCUCUGUCUCUGUACAGCAGGUAAACCCAAUGCUCAGCCCUGGGGCCGCAUAAAGGUUCCUAUUUGGGUCGGAGAGGGAGAAGGGAAAAGGACGGACUUUCUUUCCCACCUUUUUUUUUUUAAAAAAAACUGUCCACAUUUGGAGGAAAAAAGAAAGAAAGAAGGAAAGAAAGAAAGAGGGAAAAUUAUCUUUCCUCAAAGCCCCAGAAUAUAAGAGGGCCAGGUUUAGUGAACCCCGAACUUUCACUUUUGCUGAAGGUUCUUAAUCUCUUAGGUCAUUUUGCUCCAAACACAUUUUUUUCCAAUAACAAUAACAUCAACAACCGAAAGAUGUAAAAUAGAUGGGGCAAUUGGUCAAAAAAGAAGGAUGAGGGGAGAAGGGAGGACAAUAUCCCCGCCGUUCUAUUAUAAGAAGUCUGUUUAUAUAUGAAUGAAUAUAUGUGUCCUAAAUGUUAUU